Emys orbicularis (European pond turtle) is the source of this 870-nucleotide messenger RNA. RefSeq names its product mitochondrial ribosomal protein L13 (gene MRPL13). The transcript is spliced from 7 exons. Bases 52 to 591 code for a protein of 179 amino acids. The record is from RefSeq and is a predicted model, not a curated record. Lineage: Eukaryota; Metazoa; Chordata; Testudines; Emydidae. Gene Ontology annotation, cellular component: mitochondrial large ribosomal subunit; ribosome. Gene Ontology annotation, biological process: translation; negative regulation of translation. Gene Ontology annotation, molecular function: mRNA binding; structural constituent of ribosome.
GGGACCGGGUCCGGCAGCGAACCCGCUCCCCCGGCGCGCCGCCAAUCCGCCAUGGCCAGCUACACCAAAGCGGCCCAGCAAUGGGCUACUUUUGCCAGAGCCUGGUAUCUCAUAGAUGGGAAGAUGCAACCACCCGGAAAACUUGCAGCCGUGAGUGUAAUCAGACUUCAGGGGAAGCAUAAGCCUAUGUAUCAUGCACUAAGUGACUGUGGAGACCAUGUCGUCAUAAUAAACACGAGACACAUUGCAUUUUCUGGUAACAAAUGGGAACAGAAAGUAUAUUCUUCUCACACAGGUUAUCCAGGUGGCUUAAAACAAGUGACAGCAACGCAACUUCACCUAAAAGAUCCAACAGCAAUUGUUAAACUGGCUAUUUAUAGAAUGCUUCCAAAGAACCUGCACAGAAGAACUAUGAUGCAGAGGCUGCACCUCUUUCCAGAAGAUGUUAUCCCAGAAGACAUACGUAAUAAUCUUGUAGAGGAGCUUUCUCAGCCACGCCGAAUCCCCAAGAGGCUAGAUGAAUACACACAAGAAGAAAUAGAUGCCUUCCCAAUGCUCUGGACUCCACCUAAAGAUUAUCGAAAGACGUGAAAAAAGAACUGAAAGAGGAACUGCUGUCUUUCCUGCAAAGGAUGAGUUCCAGCAUCACAUUAACUUGGAAACCCACAUGCAUCUUAAUCAUCCAUUCUAUGUAGAGGACAGAUUUUUUUCAGGUACAAGGAAAAUUUGUUUGGGGAAGAUCAGUCAUCUUUAGUGUAAUGGAAACACCGAGCUAAACACUGAUAUAAUAUUUGACAUUUCCUGUUCCAGAAUGUAUUGCAUGAAUCUGGCCUUUGAUGUUGAAUGUUAAUAAAAGGAUUUUAUUUCUCU